Messenger RNA from Rana temporaria (common frog), 936 nucleotides. RefSeq names its product olfactory receptor 5V1-like. Gene Ontology annotation, molecular function: olfactory receptor activity; G protein-coupled receptor activity. NCBI's taxonomy places the organism in Eukaryota, Metazoa, Chordata, Amphibia, Anura, Ranidae. Gene Ontology annotation, cellular component: membrane. The coding region runs from base 1 to 936 and encodes 311 amino acids. Gene Ontology annotation, biological process: G protein-coupled receptor signaling pathway. The record is from RefSeq and is a predicted model, not a curated record. The transcript has a single exon.
AUGGGAAUGGUAAACCAAACUUUCUUUAGUGGUUUCGUCUUGUUAGGAUUUUCGAAUGAACGGGUUUUACUUUCCUUGAUGAUCCUGACGAUUUAUACUAUGAUUCUUGUUGGAAACCUCACCAUCUUUAGCGUCAUCAAGAUCGACAUUAACCUUCACACGCCCAUGUACUUUUUCCUUAGCUACCUAUCCAUAUUAGAUGUCUGUUACUCUUCCGUUACCCUUCCGGCUAUGUUGGUUAUGGCCCUAACAGGCAACACAAGAGUGUCCUUUGACCUUUGUUUUACUCAGCUCUAUCUUUUUGUCUCUCUUGGUGGGUCGGAAUGUCUUCUUCUGGCUGCAAUGGCCUACGACCGAUAUGUGGCAAUAUGUGACCCUCUUUGCUACCCCGUAGUCAUGAACAAGAUAUUCUGUUCCUAUUUGGUUGGAGGCUGUUGGUUUUUUUUUGGAUUCUUGAACUCUGUUCUUCACACCACAUUGACAUCUAAGCUGACUUAUUGUAGAAAUCGCCAAGUGAACCACUUUUUCUGUGAUGUUCCGGCCAUGCUGAACGCUUCUUGCGCUGAUACCCACACCAGCCAAAUGUUACUUUAUAUAGUCAGUGUUUUUCUUGGCAUGACUCCUUUUGUGUUUGUCGUUGCUUCCUAUACUCGGAUCAUUUCAACCAUUUUGAAAAUUCACUCAGCCGCCGGUAGAAAAAAGGCCUUCUCCACUUGCUCCUCCCACCUCAUUGUGGUGACGGUCUUCUAUGUGACUGCCAACUUCAACUACAUUGGUCCAAAACCUGGGGAAUCCUUUGAUAUCAUACGACUAUCUUCCAUUUUGUACAGUGUUCUCACCCCUCUGUUCAAUCCCUUUAUAUACUGUCUGAGGAAUCAAGAGGUGCAACGGGCCUUGAAGAAAGCAUUUUGCAGGAAUUAUUCUGCUCUAAAAUGA